GUGGCAUCAUUCUCGUGUCAUUUUCUAGUUGUAUUCAAACUACUUACAUCGAACACCUCAAGAAUAGGUACAAUCAUCAUCAUCAUCAGCACGAGAUGUCUUUGCUCCUCUAAAAAACCUUGCGAGCAGUUGUGUUUACGCUAUGCUGCACCAGCUGUACAGAUCAAGACUGAACGAUGUGGAAACUUGACGCAUAUUCACGCGUUAUUCUGUAAGAACUCAAUGACACAGAUGGUUGGUCGACGCUGAGAGUCAUCCACCGUUGUAUUUUUUUAACAUGUGUUCCUGCCUGUGCCUCAUGAGUCAUCAUGAAGUUGUAGAUUACCUCAUUUAUUUUUGCAAGAAAAACGAGCUUCUGGAGCGUAGUGUUCAAUCACGUCUUCGUAGGUCGUGUAGGUGUUCUUUCUCUUGAAUUGAGACCGAUCUAUCUGCGAUGAUGUAAGCGAGGGCUUUCUUAAAGAAUACUUAAUAUGAUGAUGUCAAAAAAUUGGAAAUUCGCGUUCCCUGUUUCCCCAAGUUUUGGUUCAUAUGGAUAAAUUUGUUAGUGACGGACCCAUUGAUUCACUGUUUGUUGUAGUUACAGUUUUUUCAAAGUUUUUUGUGAGAAGAACUCGAUUUAAUUCAUGCAGGUUGCAAUUGUAUAAAUUAACCGCGGCACAGUAGUGGUAUACUGUAAGCAAACAUAACGAUCAAAAAAUGGGCACCACAGCGUCGAAGACGUCCUCUCCGGAUGCGGUGGUGAAGCUGCCGAUGGUCCGGGAGUAUGAGGCUGAGAUACGCCGUCUCCGUAACGAGAUGACAGCAAGGACCGAAAAGCGAGACCGUGAAAAACAGAUGCUACUAGCAGUUAAGGCUUUUCAUUUCUUGGUCCAUCUUUAGAGAUAUCCUCGUCGUGUGUGAGAAUCUUCAAAAGAAAGAGGGGGCUCACACAUUUAGAAAGAACAAGGUCUCUCAAGAUGGAUGAUGAUCCAUGCGAGCUCUAAAACAAGCGCUGGUGGCGCAGUUGCACUUGCAGUUCUCGUUUCUGGUGGUCUCGGUGCUCGUGUCGCCGCGCAGAGGGCAGCACGGCAGCUAAGGGAAAAGCAACAGAUUUGGCAUCGUCGUGUGGAAGUAUUAGAGAAGGAGGUGGCGAAGGAGAAGCGAUUUGCGGUACAAGGCUUAACAAAAGAACUCCUAACUGUCACAGAUAAUCUAGAACUUUGUCUCCGCAGCAUGCGACACGAGGAACAACUAGCGAAAUUGCUAGUGGCGAGCUCUAUUGGUGGCAAAGAUGUUGUUUGUGCAUCAGAAUCUGGUAGCUCAUCAAGUACCAACCCGCGGAAAAAGACCAUAAAGAUAGAGAAUUCAAUAGCUCAAACUUCUGCUGGGUUAAAUGCUGGAGAUGCUGAAGUAGACAGCUCCGAGUUUUUCAGACGGACCUCUUCGGCUAAUUUGAGCGGUAAACACCUUUCGUCUGCGGGUUCCAGUAGUGGCAGUAGCGUCAACAGUUAUGGCUCAUUUAUUGUGACCUAGAGAUAUUGUUCACAUGUACUCAUUCAUUGUGUACCAUUGUUCAUAUGUACUCAUAUCCCGUAGAAGAAGUGCCCUAGAAGAGACUCUUUCAUGGGGAUACAUUUUCGUCACAAUAAAUAAUAUGUUUCACUGACGAGAUUUACAUCUUUAGCUCUCCUUUCUUUCCAAUCCUUUUUAUCUCUAACCUUCCGCGUCCGUGCAGCAUGAGACUUUGAAAUCGCUGCUAGAUGGCGUCGAGUUGACGGAGAAGAGCUUGCUUCACGUCCUCGGAAAAUAUGGCGUCACACCCAUCGAAGCGACGCCUUUGGAGAGCGAGUUUGAUCCCAAUGUACACGAAGCUAUGUACCAGAAAGGAGAUGUGGAAUCAAAUAAGAUUGCUCAAGUCGAGCGGCGUGGCUUUUAUCUUCACGAUCGGGUUUUGCGACCUACUAGAGUUGCGGUGGGAAGUCAGAAACCAACUUCUUCUACGAUUGACGAGCAGAGGACGAGCGCUGUUGCGGAGGAGGAAGAGAAGCGAAGUGUUGACAUCAAGGAAGAGAAGCCAAGCUUUGUUGAAGAGAAGAAAGAAGGAUUCAACAUGGCGAUUGCAUGAAGGAUUCAACAUGGCCUGGACGCGCGAAAAGUAUGUUGUGAUGUGUGAAAGUUUUUUUUGUUAAGAUUAGAUUUAGUUGUAAGUACAUGAAGAUGAUGAACAUGAACAAGAAUUAGCAUCCUUUCCGAAUAAUCAAUGUAUUUUAAGGAAAUUUUGGUUUUGAUAUUGUCAUGGAAUAAUUGGGAAGGUGAAGAAAAGCUUCCUUACUCCAAGCAUUAAGGGUGGCAAU
Messenger RNA from Amoebophrya sp. A25, 2333 nucleotides. NCBI's taxonomy places the organism in Eukaryota, Dinophyceae, Syndiniales, Amoebophryaceae. The record is from the annotation of a GenBank genome assembly.